Molecule: messenger RNA, 2497 nt
Organism: Poecile atricapillus (Black-capped chickadee)
Lineage: Eukaryota; Metazoa; Chordata; Aves; Passeriformes; Paridae
Product: acrosin-like
Exons: 5
Coding region: 1-1254 (417 amino acids)
Biological process (GO): proteolysis; acrosome reaction
Molecular function (GO): serine-type endopeptidase activity
Source: RefSeq, a predicted model, not a curated record
AUGAAUCUGCUGUACUUCUUCAUCCUGCUGGCUGUGUACAGGCCUGCACAUGGCACCUGGGACACCUGCCGAGGGACCUGUGGGCAACGGCCCAUGGCUUCUGACUACGACUCCAUAGCUGCUGACUACAGAAUCAUGGCUGGCACAGGUGCCCAGCCGGGUGCUUGGCCCUGGAUUGUCAGCAUCCAGGAUCCCAGGAAAAUAGGCACUGGCCAUACAUGUGGAGGGUCCCUCAUCAGCCCACAGUGGGUCCUCACAGCAGCCCACUGCUUCCUCCAGGCCAGGAACGUCACCAUGUGGCGUGUGCUGAUCGGAGCCACCCAGCUGACCCAUCUGGGCCCCGAGGCCCAGGUGCGCCACGUCAAGCGGCUCCUGGCUCACCAGCACUACACGGCUGAUUCGCAGCAGAACGACAUCGCCUUGCUGGAGCUGGACGAGCCCGUGGAGUGCAGUGACUACAUCCAGCUUGCCUGUGUGCCCAACGCCUCCCUCACAGUGUCAGAGCUGAAAACCUGCUACAUUGCUGGCUGGGGUUCUGCCAGUGCUAAAGCCCAGCAGGUGAGUGAUGUCCUGCAGGAAGCCAAGGUCCGUCUCCUGGAUGUCCAUCUCGUUAACAGCAGCCGCUGGUACGCUGGGGCCAUCCACACCCACAACCUGUGUGCUGGCUACCCACGGGGUGGCAUGGAUACCUGCCAGGGUGACAGUGGAGGGCCUCUGGUCUGCAAAGAUAACAGUGACAGCCACUUCUGGCUUGUUGGAGUGACCAGCUGGGGAAAAGGCUGUGCCAGAGCAAAACGGCCAGGAGUCUACACUUCCACUCAGCACUUCUACAACUGGAUUCUGGUCCAGAUGGGCCUGUGCCCAGCUGUAAAAGCCACUCCAGCACCAGAGUCAACCUGCAUCUCAACCCCUUUGGAGCAGCCAGAGCCAACACCAACACACUCAGGCUUCUCUACUCCCACUCCACAUCCACAGACAACUGUAACAGCCACUCCAACACCACAGCCAACCUUCAGCUCAACCCCCUCUAAGCAGCCAGAGCCAACACCAACAGAGUCAGGCUGCUCUACACCCACUCUUCACCCAACUGUGAAAGCCACACCAGCGCCAGAGCCAGCCUUGACCUCAACCCCCUCUGAGCAGCCAAUGCCAACGCAAUAUCUCUUGCCUGCUCAACGACCAUACCAGGUACUGGUGGAAUUCUUAACUCAGGUGCACCAGAUGCUGCAGGAACUCAUGGGAAAAAAGCCAUGAGCAGCAGGAUGAACAGGAUCCAGAGCAGGCUGCAGUGGACAGUGACCAUUUCAUACUGGGUCAGUGCCUGCUGAUCCAAAGGCAAUCUCAGGGUCAAAGGUGUCCUUUGUCCUGCCCAUUGUCCUCCUCUGCAUGAACACAAAUGCUGAAAUUGAUUUAGUUGUGGAAAUAAAGUUGCCUAUUAACUAAGUUGCCUGUAACACUGUUAGCAUGUGUUAGCAGUCCAGUUCAGUCUCCUGUGCAAGGCAAGGAGUCCCAAGCCAGGCACCAGCAAAACGAAGCCGUGAUGGGAGAAGGGAACACAGGUCAUGGGGGGCUACAGCUCUUGAGGACAGUUGGGAACACUGUUUUAUGCUACUCAUUAGUGGGAUCCCUAGGUGUGGGACUUGAAAAUGGACUCUUUCAUGACUCAGGAGACACCAUCCUAGAAAGACUCAAGGCUGAAGAUUGGCCAGAUACAGGCUGAGGAGGAGUUCCACAGCAGGAGUUCCACAGCCAGGAGCAAGGAGUUCUGAGCAGUGGGGAGACAGAAGAGCACUGUGGCACCUCCCAUAUUGUGAUCCAUCCUGAACUGUCUGCAGCUUCCCUGCAGAGACUGCUGGCACUGACUCCACAUCUCUCAAACACAUAAUGAAUAUUUUGGCAGAGUGCCUCAAUGUUUCCCUACACUGAGCAUCUUUACCACUUUCUCUGAAGAAGCCACAUCUCCAUGCUAAGGCUGGAGAGCAAACGCUGGGUUAUCUUCCAGGUAAAUUUAAAAUAUACCAGCAUCUCCUCAGUGUCGAGUGUUUUCAGAGUUUUCUUCUCUUCAUUCUGCUUCUGAGGCUGUACAUGCAAGGCUGAGAUCUCUGUCACCCUGAGAAGGUCCAUGUGCCAUUUCAAAAGCACUGUACAGCACCAUCUGUUCAAGAGCCAAGCAGCUCCCCAAAGCAGAGCAGAGAAAGUCAGGCAAGAAAGGGGCAGGCAAGUCACACUGGGGGAUGCAUAGGCAAGGCAAGGCAAGGGUGGUCAGGCAGGGCAAGGCAAGGAAAGAGAAGGGAGGGGUAGGCAAGGCAAGGGAGGUUAAGGCAAAGGUAGGCAAGGGAACUGUAUGCAAGGCAGGCGAAGCACGGGUAGGGAAGGCAAGACAAAGAAAAUUUUAUCUGGAAACAAAAGAGAAGGAAACACUUGCUGUGUUUCACAUUCACAUUGAAGGAUUUCAGCAACACCAUGCAAAAGAGCUGUGAGCUUUCCUUUCAAUGUA